AUGUCAAUCACCUCGCCUACCGCCUCUGCAAAGAAGGCCAUCCAUAAGAUAGACAUCGCCCAGGUCUCUCUCAACUUACAGGACCGUCUUGGGCUUGCCAAAGUCCGCUACGAGCGUCUACAUGGCCUGCAUGGCCUGCACAGAGACAAGGACUCCCUACCGUCUGAUUCCGAUAGCACCGUCACCUCCCACCACCAAUCUCUACACCAGUACCAGCAUAAUGUCCACCCGAGCGAGGCAGGGUCAGAUUGCUCCUCAUCGGACUCCGCGGAUGCUCGCUACUCGACUCCCUUUACCUCGUCACCAGUCCGCACCCCGAGGGUGAGCAAGGAACUUCCUCGGUCCUCGCGCAGCCGACAUGCAGCUACUUUCGAUAUCAAGACGAUGCAAUGCAUGACUUCUAGCGGUGGUGGAACUGCUGGCAGCUCACGCAAGAGACGCCGCUGUGAUGUGAUGGCAGAACACCAGCUGCCCAAGAUACCGCGGAUAUCGUGGAGUGCGUCCGGUACUGCGCCGCAAUCCUCACCCCUUACCCGGCGUCAGCUUCAACGAAGGACGUACGAGACCAUGCCGUCUUUCAUCUCGGAAUCAGAUACUAUCCCGGACCCUGACGUCGAAAGAGACGUCGACGCCGAUACUGGCUCACACAUCGACCCCCAGCUCUCUAAAUCAGACCAUCGAGGCUCCUCGUCCUCCUCCGCCUCUUUCAGAGCACCACCGCCCCCACCACGCACACCACCACCCAGGCGCACCCGCUUCAACACCUCCCAGGCAGGCGAAGAUGCCGCUGGUUCAGGCUCUGGAGCCGAUCUACUACUUUACCUCGCCAACUCGCCUACGCCAGCUACCAUCAACGGCAAACCCGCCCCGCACACAGCAAGCAUGGGAAUGCCGGAUUUCCUCCCUUCUACACCACCAACCCAACACGCCAUACCCUUCCAGCUACUUUCAACGCCUACGCCUUCUCAGCCUUUUAAUUUUGCCGAUUUCGUCAACGUUACUCCCAGCCCGGCCCAGAGAGCUUGGACUAACGGUGCCAAUUCCCGUACUCCACUAAACAAUCCAUCUCGGACUCCGCGUACGCCUCGCACGACGAAAGAGGUACGCAAGAGGUUGAAUUUCGAUACCCUCGCUCCUCCAAGUCCUAUCAGGGGUUCGAGUUCUAAGCGAUCUGGCGGUAGCGGCAGCAGCGGUGUCGGUCUAGCAUUGCAGCUUGGUGAAGAGUUGCCGAUAUAG
Arthroderma uncinatum is the source of this 1236-nucleotide messenger RNA. RefSeq lists its product as uncharacterized. The record is from RefSeq and is a predicted model, not a curated record. The transcript is spliced from 2 exons. The coding region runs from base 1 to 1236 and encodes 411 amino acids. Lineage: Eukaryota; Fungi; Ascomycota; Eurotiomycetes; Onygenales; Arthrodermataceae.